UAAAGCUCCUUGACUGGAACUGUCAUUGCCAUGUUCGUGAAUAUUUGAAAUUCUAAAGAAAGAAAAGUUUCCCUCUUACCCCCGCCACACGCCAUUUCAGAGAGAAAAAACUGGGCUGAGAUACGGUAGCGUCUCCUAAUGUAGCUGGUAUGCAUGUCACCGAGGAAGUGUCAGAUAAACACGCAGCGAGAAUCAAGACCGUGUGAAUGCAUGCUGGCGGAAGGAACCCUACGAUUACUGCUUCUGAUUACAUCGAAUGUGAAAGUAACAGAAAAGAACAGCGUUUAGCACCGAUUUUUUUGUCCGGUUACUCACCGAACAACAUGUGCAAUUCGAGCAACACAACGGAGUUUGAAGUUGUGAGGACAUUCCGGUACGUGGUGCAUAUCCCGACGUUCAUCUUGGGACUGGUUGUCAAUUCAGCUGCACUCGGGAUGAUAUGCUUCAGGUUGAAGAAUUGGACAGAGACUGUGAUCUACAUGACCAAUCUGAUAUUUUCUGACAUCCUGUUGCUUUUCUCUCUGCCUUUCAAAAUGUACGCCUACAAGAAAAAAAACACCUGGCACCUCGGUGCACGCUUCUGUCAGUUUGUGGAAUCCCUCUACUUUGUCAACACCUACGGGACCAUCCUAUUAAUCAUGCUGAUAUCUCUGGAUCGUUACAUUGCGAUCAAGCACCCCUUUAAGGAAUUCUGCAGAUGCUGGAAAUUCAAGCAACACACAUCAAAGUUGCUGGUGAACGCAGCAGGCCAGGCAGCAUCUGUAGGAAGAGGUGCAGUCGACGUUUCAGGCCGAGACCCUUCGUCAGGACUAACUGAAGGAAGAGAAAAACGGAAAGAGCUGAAGAUCGUGCAAAGGGAAGGACCAAUCAAGCCAGGAGAUCAGGUCUAUGUGCGAGCUUUUCGAAGAAAGUGGAACGAACCAAGAAGGGAAGAGCCCUUUACGGUAACCAAGGCAUCACCCACUACAGUUCAAGUAGAGGGACGUUCCACCUGGUACCAUCUCAAUCACUGCACCAGAGCAGUCCCGCAGGUACAGUCAGGUGUGGAGCCCGAGGUAAGUGGUGAAGAGGAACGGAUAGCAGGGGACAGACAAGAAGAACAAGAAGUUGUCACUGUACCACAGGAGUUUGAUCAGACCAUAAGGAAAGUUUUUGGGUUUGAGAACCGGUCUGAUGACCCAAAGGAUGAGGUUGUGGAUAGUAGUACUCCUUCAGACAGUGAGGACAACUUGGGAGCGACCAGUUUUGCCCCUUGAGAUGAUACACCCACAAACCCCUGUAUGGACUUGGAAACCAUUAAUUUGGCCGAUAUGGCAUAGGAAUGUUAGGACUCCGCAAACCUUAAAAGAAAGGAGUAAGGGAGCGCAACAGUUACCUCUUUUCAGUGGCAACAUACAUGUACUAGCCAGUGGUACCAAUGGGCACAAUACACAGCAGGAAUGAUGGAGAGACAGAACUGUUAUCUGUGCUCCAGGGCGAAGCCCGUGCAACACGUAGCCCCCAUGUCUUAUAACUCCUCCACCUACACACAAUGGCGAAAGGAGCGGAGGGGGCAGUGUGCGCGGCAGUGUCCAAGUGUAGUCAAGACUGGCAGCAUGGGAAUUUGUAGCGGGACAGAUCCUUGUUAUCAGAAAUGUAUUGACAACACCCCAUAUUGCCCUUAUUGGUGUAUGCUAUCCCAAGCCUCCUCGCAAUUCGAUCGAAACGUGCUCACCCAUAAAUGUAAUUACAUUAGACCUUGGGCCAUUAGUAAAAGAAAUCAAACCCCCAUAGUGGGAAAACUGAUAAUGCAGGAUCAUUUGAAUUAUGAAUGCUUUACACGGACAGGUGCUUUCUCGGUUGGCCACUUUAGGGAUAACUGCGUCCAGACUUGGGACGUAACCCCAGGCCGAAGAUACAUAGUAGGUACCCCUCCACCCGAAGGUGCGUUGGAUGUCCAGAACAUUCCAUUAGCAGACACUUGGUGGUUGUGCGGAAUGGAGGAAGGCCUGAGAUCCACACUUCCCCUUAGUUGAGCAGGUACAUGUACACGAGUUAUGCUGAUUCAAGAAGUUGUAGUAUCCCCUGAAGUACAAUUUGACGCUCCGAAGCAGCAGACACUGCGGCGGAAGAGGCGAAAAUAUGAACCUGACCCAACGAUCCGAAUCGAUAGUAUAGGACAGCCAAGAGGUAUACCGAACAAGUUUAAGGCAAGAAACGAGAUUGCUGCUGGCUGGGAAGCCAUUAUACCUAUAAUAGGGGUUAGCAAAAAUGUUGAGUGGAUAAAUUAUAUAUAUUAUAAUCAACAGAGAUUCAUUAACUACACCGAUGAUGCGCUGGAGACACUAGGACAACAGCUGGAUGCAACUAGUAGAGUGGCGUGGCAGAAUAGACAGGUGUUAGACUGGCUGUUAGCAGAAAAAGGAGUCUGUGUGAUGUUUGGAGAACAGUGCUGUACUUUUAUACCAACUAACGCUAGUCCCGAGGGAUCAUUUACCAGAGCAAUGAACAAAUUGAAAAGACUGAGAAGAGAAGUUAGACAGAAUGCAGGGUUUGGACAUCAGUUAUUUGACUGGUUAGAUAGUAAACUAGGGGGAUGGGGAGCAUGGCUAAUCAAGAUAGCGAUAACUGUAGGUAUUGUAUUGGUAAGCUGUGAGAUUGUUUUGUGCUGUUUUCUUCCAUGGCUCAAGUAUCUUACAGUGCGGGCCGCAACAAAAUGCUUUCCGAUGCUCCUGGAAAUUGCUGAAUCAAGCCCAGUGGAAAGAGAAACACCGAUGAUGUACUGUUACAGCUUACACGACAUGCAAGAUGUACAGGAGGGAAAUGACAAUGUGACAGUAGACUCUAAAGGCUCCUGAGUCUUUUUUCCUGUCUCAGACACGAAGGGACAGGUUUUUGGCUCAGUGGCCUAGGAAGGUAGGGAGAGAACACUUCAAGUUCUAAGCACAAGAAAUUAUAGUUUGACCCAGAUUUGGGAGUAAAUUCUGGAGUUUAUUUGAGCUUUUGUGUGUGUACUCAAAGUUUCCUCUCUCUAUGUGAGACUUUGCAAAAUAUUGGAAAAUAUUUUAACUCUGUUUUCUAAGUGUUUAUUUUAAGUGUGCUUUUAUUGCAUAUCAGGUAUUUAUUCAGAUGCUGACCAUGCCUUUAUUAUGCAUUAAGUGUCUGUUACUGAGUGCGUGGGAUUACUAUGGUAUUUGGGAUGUAACCAUUGAAUGAAACCUGUGUACGUUUAACCCCUUGAGAAAAACGAAUGUAGCCAAGUAAGAGAGAGAAGAGUAAUUGAUUUAUUAGCUAAAGUGUAACUUACCGCAUUUGCUAAUGCUGUUAAUGCAGAAGGGGGCUAUAAAGAAUGCUGUGUGAAAACAUACACAGCCUAGUCUACUGUCUGUCUCAGCUUUACUUUGCAAAUUAAAGUUUAAACAUUUCUUGAAGAAUCUUCAGUGCUCCCUUGUCAUUUGUAAAACCAUGACAGUAUCAUGAUUGAUGUGCUAAGUGGUAAUGUCAGACUGGUGCAAAACUUAACCCAUGUUGUCUGAUUUGUUGAAGACCAAUUGUUUUAUGUUUAGAUGAUGCACAUGAGAAUGUCUCAUGGUCACUUUGAAAAGCUAAUGAGCUAGCAGCCUGUGCUCUGUAGACAGCAUUGCUUGUUUACAAAGCUGUCCUUUUAAAUUCAAACUGAUUACUGCUUGCAAUUAACAUUAAGAACUGAAGACUAGUUCUCAUCUCCCUUAAUUUCAUAACUCCUGAAUAAUCCUUCCUCUUGGCCCCGGACUAAAAUCUUUCCCAGGAAGGCCAAACUUUAAGGAGGAUCUAAGUAGGUCAGUUAAAAGCCCUUCACUUUGGAUCCCUCCCCAACUACUUGCUACCAUGCCUGUCUGUGGGCCUACAUUUACAC
Molecule: messenger RNA, 3874 nt
Organism: Mobula hypostoma (lesser devil ray)
Lineage: Eukaryota; Metazoa; Chordata; Chondrichthyes; Myliobatiformes; Myliobatidae
Exons: 3
Coding region: 207-1256 (349 amino acids)
Biological process (GO): phospholipase C-activating G protein-coupled receptor signaling pathway; positive regulation of Rho protein signal transduction
Cellular component (GO): plasma membrane
Molecular function (GO): G protein-coupled receptor activity
Source: RefSeq, a predicted model, not a curated record